AUGUGCGUUUCAGAAUGUGGACCGCUGAUUGUAUCAGAUGAGAUCGUCGUUCGCGGGAAUGUGAACAGGAUUGGCAGCUAUAUUCGUCUCGACUGUAAAGAAGGCUACAUCCCGUCGUUCACCAAGAACACGGUCGAAUGUAUCAACACGGGCAAUUGGACCGAGCACGACAUGACUUGUGAGUGUGAAGCGGGCUGGACCAAGUUCCAAACGUCUUGUUAUCAGUAUUUCGCUAACCAAAGUUUCUGGGAUGAAGCAAAGCGCGCAUGCGAGGAUGAUAACGCCCAACUUGUUUCGAUAACCAGCCAGGAGGAGUACAAUUUCGUUCACAGCUAUAUACAGGAAGCAAAUGUUGGUGCAAUCUGGAUCGGAGCUAGCGAUAGAAGAGUUGAAGGGUCAUGGACAUGGAUAUCUGGAGAAAAAUGGGAUUAUAAGCGCUUUGCUGAGGGAGAGCCGAAUGGAGGCAGGAAAACAAAUUGCCUCAUUAUGCGGAAUAACAGCGGAUGGGAGGACAUUGGUGGCAAAACAAACAGAUUUUGUUAUAUGUGUGAAAGAAAAGUAUGA
This is a messenger RNA of Mya arenaria, 564 nucleotides long. RefSeq names its product low affinity immunoglobulin epsilon Fc receptor-like. The record is from RefSeq and is a predicted model, not a curated record. Lineage: Eukaryota; Metazoa; Mollusca; Bivalvia; Myida; Myidae. The coding region runs from base 1 to 564 and encodes 187 amino acids. The transcript has 2 exons.